This is a messenger RNA of Medicago truncatula (barrel medic), 3654 nucleotides long. Its product is annotated as disease resistance protein RUN1. NCBI's taxonomy places the organism in Eukaryota, Viridiplantae, Streptophyta, Magnoliopsida, Fabales, Fabaceae. The coding region runs from base 157 to 3486 and encodes 1109 amino acids. The transcript is spliced from 5 exons. Gene Ontology annotation, biological process: defense response; signal transduction. Gene Ontology annotation, molecular function: ADP binding. The record is from RefSeq and is a predicted model, not a curated record.
GUGACCAAAUAAAUAUUUCUCUCUUGAGCAAUUUAACUAGAUUAGCUCUUUAUUUCUUUCUUUGUUGAAUUGCACACUUAACUUCACUUCACUCUCUCAUAGUUUUCUGAUUCAACAAAUAGUUAGAUUAUUCUCUUUCACUCGUCUCAUCCAUCCAUGGUUUCUUCCGGUGACUCCUCCCAACAUGCCCAAUUAAUUUUGGGUGAUGAAGAUUCAAGAAAAACCGGCACAAGGAUCCAUGAUGUGUUCUUGAGUUUCAGAGGAGAGGACACUCAUGCUUGCUUCACUUCACAUCUCUAUGCUUCCCUUCAAAAUCUCGGAAUCAACGUUUUUAAGGAUGAUCAUUCACUUCAAAGGGGAGAUCACAUUUCAAAAUCACUAAUGCAAGCAAUUCAAGAUUCUCAAAUUUCUGUUAUCGUUUUCUCAACAAAUUAUGCAGAAUCGCAAUGGUGUCUUGAAGAGUUGGUGGAGAUAAUGAAGUGUCGCAGAAUUCAAGGCCAAGUUGUUUUGCCAGUGUUCUACGGUGUAGAUCCAUCUGAAGUACGUAAUCAAACUGGUGAGUUCGGAAAAGCAUUUCAAAGUCUAUUGAAAAGGAUUUCAAAAAAGGAGGAGGAAGAUGAUGAGUCCUUAGAUUUGAAAUUGGGGUUAGGUUCUGUAAACUCGCUUCGUGAAUAUCCAGAGCUUCGUGAGGCUGCUAACCUUGCUGGGGUUGUAGUCCUAAAUGCCAGGAAUGAAAGUGAAGCUAUCAAGGAUAUUGUUAAAAAUAUUACACGUUUGCUUGACAAGACAGACUUAUUUGUUGCUAAUAAUCCGGUGGGAGUUGAAUCUCGUGUGCAAGAUAUGAUUAAGCUGCUAGAACAAGAUAUCCAACAAUCAAAUGAUGUUUUCCUUCUAGGGAUGUGGGGUAUGGGAGGAGUUGGCAAAACAACCAUCGGAAAAGCUAUUUACAAUAAAAUUGGCCGCGAUUUUGAUGGUAGAAGCUUCCUUGCAAAUAUUAGGGAAGUUUGGGAGGAAAAAGCUGGCCAAGUGAAUUUACAAGAACAACUUCUCUCUGAUAUCUGCAAAGACACGACAACCAAAAUACAAAGCAUUGAAAAUGGAAAAAUCAUAUUAAAGGAUAGACUUUGUCAUAAAAGAGUACUAAUUGUACUUGAUGAUGUUAAUACUUUGGACCAACUGAAUGUUUUGUGUGGCAGUCAUCAUUGGUUUGGUUUGGGGAGUAGAAUAAUUAUCACAACAAGAGAUAGAUAUAUACUUCGUGGGAGUAGAGUUAACCUAAUAUAUGAAAUGAAGCAUAUGGAUGACAGUGAAUCAAUUGAGCUAUUUAGUUGGCAUGCAUUCAAGCAAGCAAGUCCUACAAAAGAUUUAGCUGGAAUUUCCAGAAAUGUAGUUGAGUAUUCUGGAGGAUUACCGCUGGCUCUAGAAGUCCUUGGGUCGUAUUUGUUCGACAGGGAGGUAGCGGAGUGGUACAGUGCCUUGGAGAAACUCAAAAGAAUUCCUAACAACCAAGUACAAAAGAAACUAAAAAUAAGCUAUGAUGGUUUAAAUGAUGAUGCCGAGAAAGAAAUAUUUCUUGACAUAGCUUGUUUCUUUAUUGGGAUCGACCGAAAUGAUGCUACACUAAUAUUAAAUGGAUGUGGACUUUAUGCUGAAAUUGGAAUAAGUAUUCUUGUUGAGCGAAGCCUUGUAACUGUUGAUGAUAAGAAUAGGCUUAGAAUGCAUGAUUUGCUACGAGAUAUGGGAAGAGAAGUCGUUCGUGAGAAAUCACCGGAGGACCCUGAGGCACGUAGCAGAUUGUGGCUUCAUGAUGAUGUGCUUGAUGUUUUAUCAGAUCAAUCUGGAACUAAAGCUAUAAAGGGAUUGGCUUUGAAGUUGCCAAGAGUUGAUGCAAAAUGUUUUAGUACUAAAGCAUUUAAGAAGAUGAAGAGACUGAAAUUGCUUCUACUUGCUGGAGUAAAACUUGAUGGAAAUUUUGAAUGUCUUUCAAGAAAUCUGAGGUGGCUGUCUUGGAAUGAAUUUCCUUUAACACAUAUACCAACAAACCUUUUUCUAGGAAAUUUAGUUUCCAUAGAGUUAGAGAAUAGCAAUGUCAAACUUAUGUGGAAAGAGGCCCAGAGAAUGGAGCAUCUGAAAAUUCUCAAUCUUAGUCAUUCACAUUGUCUGACACAUACCCCUGACUUUUCUUACAUGCCUAAUCUUGAAAAGCUUGUACUCAAAGAUUGUCCAAUGUUAUCUGAAGUUUCUCCAAGCAUUGGACAUCUCAAUAAAAUUCUUCUGAUAAAUUUCAAAGACUGCAUUAACCUUUCUAGCCUCCCAAGAAGCAUCUACAAGUUGAAAUCUUUGAAAACUCUCAUUCUUUCUGGUUGUAAAAAGUUAGACAAGUUGGAAGAGGACUUGGAACAAUUGGAAUCUUUAACCACCCUGCUUGCAAAUGACACUGCAAUAACAAGAGUACCCUUCUCAAUAGUUAGUUCCAAAAGCAUUGGAUAUAUUUCUUUAUGUGGCUAUGAAGGAUUCUCACGUGAUGUGUUUCCAUCUAUCAUUUGGUCUUGGAUGUCACCAACAAAUAAUCUCCGAUCUCCAUUUCAAACAUCUGCUGCCAUGUCAUCUCUUGUUUCUUUUGAUGUACCGAGCAGUAGUUUCAAUGAGUUAUCAUCUUUUUCUGACCACCUUCCAAGACUUCGAAGUCUUCGGGUGGAUUGCAAUUCCGUAGAUCAACUUUCUCUAGAUGCAAAAACAAUUUUGAAUGCCCUAUAUGCCACUGUUUCUAAGGAAUUUGAAUCAACUGCAACUACAUCACAUGCACCUGAUAUGAAGACUUUUACAUUAAUUCAACGAUGCAGUGAAGUGCAUGUUUCAGGAUCACAACAUUCCUUCAAGUCUCUUUUAAUUCAAAUGGGAAUGAAUUGCCAAGUCACUAAUAUUCUGAAAGAGAAAAUUUUGCAGAAUAUGGAUGUUAAUGGAAGUGGUGGUUGUUUCCUCCCUGGUGAUAGUUAUCCAAAUUGGUUAACCUUCUACUCUGAAGGUUCUUCUGUAACUUUUCAUGUCCCUCUGGUGGAAGGGCGUAACUUGAAGACAAUGAUGUGCAUUAUCUAUACGUCAACCCAAAAUAACAUAACUUCAUAUGGCCUUAAAAAUGUGUUGCUAAAAAAUUACACAAAGGCUACCAUUCAGCUUUAUAAGAGAGAGGCAUUAAUUUCCUUUGAAGAUGAGGAGGGGCAGAGAGUAGUAUCAAGUAUGGAUCCUGGUGACAAAGUAGAGGUGGUUAUUGUUUUCGAGAAUUGUUUCAUCGUGAAGAAGACAACAAUUUAUCUGGUAUAUGAUAAACCAAUUGGAAAGACUUUGGAUUUAUAUCAUUUACCAGAUUUGAAUGUCCUUGCUUCUAGUGAUGAUGAAAAUGAGCACCCUGUCAAGAGAUUCUCUAUUGAAGAGGAGCACACUGAAGAUGUCAAUCAGAACAGAAAGAAGAAAAAUCGAAUGGAAUGAAAGAUGGUAAGAGCAAUGACUGGAGUUUCUAGAUUUUAUCUGUGGUGGUUUUUUCAAUCCUUAAGAGAAGCGAGAUUACAAUUUUUCUUAAAUUUUCCUGUCUUAAAUUUAAAGCAAAAUUAUAUAAAUAAUCUCUUAACUUAAUUUUAGAUAACGUUUUAGUUUUUA